GUGUAGUUUGAAAGCAUGUUACACUGACCCCACGCACACGUGAAGACUGCAAUGAAGGAAAAGUAAGGGUGAUCAAACCUUGGAAUAUAGCGAUUAUUUUUAAUCUUAAACUUGGAUCAGAAACGAAGAAGGAGCGCACAGUUGCAGAGGAUCUAGCUAAGAUGACUCCCUCAGACUCGUCCCAUGAGGGGCAAGAAACAGAGACUCCCCUUAAAACCAAAAGGAGCAGACCUGAUGAGGGCAAAGUGAAGGAGCCAGCGUAUCACCGGGUGAAGAUGUCCCGAAGUGAUCUGUACAAACCUCCUACAGCAGAGGAGCUUAACCAGCUGAAAGAGGCGGAAAGCUUGUUUCACUGCAGCCUGCUCAAAAUGCAGAUGGAGGAGCUGCUGAAAGAGGUCGCCCUGAGUGAGCGUAGGAAACAACAGAUAGAUGCCUUUGUGGAAACGGUCACCAAGCUUCUCCAGGCUGUACCAGACUCCCCAAAGGUUGAGAUGAGCGACCUGUCAUGGCUGUCUGGAGCAGUUAAGGUCCCUUUCAUUAUGCUGCCCAAGUCAACAAAGGGGAAAUUCAACAUGGCGCCCCCAGCUUCUAUUGAUUUGAUCGGCAGCUACCCACUGGGCACCUGCAUCAAACCUCACAUCGUGGUGGACCUGGCUGUAACAAUCCCAAGUGAUGUGCUCCAACAAAAGGAUGACAUAAACCAGAGGUACCCAAGAAAGAGGGCUCUCUAUCUGGCAGGUCUGGCCCAGCAUCUCGUAUCCUCCUCAGAGAUUGGAACCAUGCGCUAUUCCUGUCUCCAUGGAAAUCGGCUCAGGCCUGUUCUGCUAUUGACCCCUCCAAACUCUAGCUUAACGUUGCGUGUUCACGCCUGCCCACCUCCCGGAUUCUUCAAGCCCAUGCGUUUCCAUCCUCAGAAGAAUAAUGUUCGGACAGAGUGGUACACCGGACAGGAAACCUCCCAGUCUGAGAGCAGCCAACCAUCCACUCCUCAUUACAACAGCUCCCUUCUGGGGGAUCUACUUCCCAGGGCUCAUCUUCAGUUUCUUACUGCUGUUGGCUCCCAGUGCUCGGCUUUUGCUGAUGGAGUGGCUUUGCUCAAAGUCUGGCUUCGUCAAAGAGAGCUCAACCAAGGCACUGGUUCUUUCAAUGGAUUCUUAGCUGCAAUGCUGCUGGCCUAUCUGCUCACCACUCACAGAAUCAGUAACACCAUGACGGCCUAUCAGCUGCUUCGAAACAGCUUGAACUUUUUGGCCUCUACAGACCUGACUGUGAAUGGAAUAACUCUGGCCAAAAAUCCAGACUCCACAGCUCCAUCUCUUUCAGCAUUCCACAGUGCCUUCCAGGUUGUUUUCCUUGACCCUUCAGGACAUCUCAACAUGUGUGCUGAAAUGACCGCUUGUACCUACAAGCAGCUUCAACACGAGGCAUCCUUAUCCAUGCAGUUCUGGGACAAUCCUACAGUGGAUGGGUUCCAUGCCCUCCUCAUGACCCCCAAACCCAUGAUAAGGACAAGCGACCAUGUGUUCCAGUUAUGUGACCUAGUGAAGCUCCAUUCCAGCUGCAAGAAACUGAACCUCUUAAGUGAACUGAUGGACCACAGUGGGGAUUAUGUCCACACUGCGCUCCCUGUUAUUUUGUCAUUGCUUCAACAAGGACUGGGCCAAAGGAUCUGCCUUCUCACCCACUCACUCUCUGCUGCACCUGAGUGGUCUGUGGCCAGUAACCCCCCCAAAUACAAAGAUCAGCCUCCUCUUUCCUUUGGUUUACUCCUAAAGCCUGAGAUGGCAGCCUCAGUCCUGGAAAGAGGCCCCCCUGCAGACAGCCCACAGGCAGCUGAGUUUCGUCAGUUGUGGGGCUCUCGCUCUGAGCUGCGUCGCUUCAAGGACGGCGCCAUCACUGAGGCUGUGCUGUGGGACGCAAAGAGCAUGUGCCAAAAACGACUGGUCCCCAGACAGAUCAUCACUCACCUGCUACAGCUACACGCCGCCAUUCCUGCCUCCUGUGUGCGGUAUGUCGCGGCAAUGCUUGAUGACGUCAUCUCAACGGGACGCGAGGUGCCCAGUACCGGAGAGGAGGAGAGUUUAGCAGUGGUUCAGUCCUAUGACGACCUGAGUAGGAAACUGUGGAGGAUGGAAGAUUUGCCUCUCUCCAUCACAUCAGUGCAAGGAGCACAUCCUGCACUCAGAUAUACACAGGUUUUUCCCCCUUUGCCAUUGAACCUGGACUACUCCUUCUUUGACAGAGAAAAGACUUGUGGAUCCCUGGUGCCUAAAGAAAAAAAGCCAUGCCCUCCUUAUAUCACGCCUAUCACAGUGAUCUGCCACAUGGAGGGGAGUGGGAAAUGGCCUCAAGAUCAUCUCGCUAUUCAGCAUAUCCGAGCUGCGUUUCACAUAAAACUGGGAGAGUUGCUGAAGAAGCACCAUAAUUACACAUGCAGGCCCUGCCCCACACACUUGGAUGUCUGGAAGGAUGGCUUCAUUUUCCGAAUCCAGGUGGCGUACCAUCGGGAGCCUCAGGUGCUGAGGGAGAGCGUGAACGCUCAGGGACUGCUGGUUGUGAGAGACAAUGAAGAGGCUCGGGCUGUGGAGAUGGCAACUAUUCACAAGCCUCUACUCACCAGCACAUUACACGGGCUUCAGCAGCAGCACCCCUGCUUCGGGGCAGUGUGUCGUCUGGCCAAGCGCUGGCUGGGGGCUCAACUCUUCAGUGACGAUAUAAGAGAGGACACAGCCGACUUGUUGGUGACAUCGCUGUUCCUGCAGCCUGCACCCUUUACACCCCCUGGUUCUCCCCAGGUGGGCUUCCUUCGCUUCCUUCACCUUCUCGCCUCCUUUGACUGGCGGAACAACCCGCUGAUAGUAAACCUCAACAACCAGCUCACAGCGGCCGACUACACAGAAAUCAAGAAUGACUUCAUGGCCUCCCGAGAGUCUCUGCCUGGCAUGUUUAUAGCUACGCCUAAAGAUAAAAAAAUGUCUUUGUGGACCAAGCGAGCACCCAGUAUACAGAUGCUGCAGCGGGUGGUGAUUGUGGCUGCAGAGAGUCUUAAGGUCCUGGAGCAGCAGCUGAUGGACGGCAGCCAGAUGCAAGAUGUCAGGGUGGCCCUGCGUCCCCCUCUGGAUGUCUACGACGUGUUGAUUCACCUGAUUCCCAAGCAGGUUCCCCUGCUCAAGCAGGCGGUGGACCCUCCCGCUGUCACCUUCAGCCAAGGUGUCUUUCCUGGUGGCGGCUUCAAGUCGGGAGGGGCCCUGCCCGUCAUAGACUACAACCCCGUGUCCCUCUACCUGGCGGAGCUCAGAGAUGCGUUUGGUGACCUGGCCCUUUUCUUCUGUGAUCCUUAUGGUGGAACAGUGAUCGCAGUCUUAUGGAAACCGAAGGCCUUCAUCCCCGGAGCUUUUAAGAUGUCUCAGGUAUCUGCCCGAAGACUGGAGGUGAGGGGAGAGGAAGUAAAUGCUGUUCCAAAUGUUGAAGCUAUACUGGCGGACUUCCAAAUCAUGGGGGAGGGCCUGGUCAAAUCUGUGGAAGCCAGAACUGAUAAGUGGUCAGUUUAGAUGGGGUUCCGCACACCGAACUUGUCCUGUUUCUGACAAACCACAGAAAGAUUUUGUCCACAAGUGUUCAAUACAUGUUUGUAUCAUGACUAAUAAAUGUUUUGGUACUGUUUUGAUUUA
Molecule: messenger RNA, 3671 nt
Organism: Betta splendens (Siamese fighting fish)
Lineage: Eukaryota; Metazoa; Chordata; Actinopteri; Anabantiformes; Osphronemidae
Gene: nol6
Product: nucleolar protein 6 (RNA-associated)
Exons: 26
Coding region: 162-3551 (1129 amino acids)
Biological process (GO): rRNA processing; tRNA export from nucleus
Cellular component (GO): small-subunit processome; UTP-C complex; CURI complex
Source: RefSeq, a predicted model, not a curated record